AAUUGUCAAUGUGACAUUAGACAUAAUAUUCCGAUUUCCGUUUAUUCGCUAUUUUUCGAACCACGAAUUGGGAUUACUAUUUACCGGAAUCGGAAUUGUAUUUGUAUUCUUUCGUAGUUAGACUUUGUUAGAGAUUUUUAUUUUGUAAACCAAAUUUGUUUCUAUUCAAUAGAUUAAGAUAAAUGUUCGAGGUUAAAAAGUAGGUAUAACUUUGUUUUUCCUGAUACUUCAUAUGAAUAACGGUUAGCUGAGCUAAAACUUCAGGCACUUUGCGCGGGAAGUAACAAAAACAGUAAAUUCGUCUAACAGUUUUGUAGUUUUAUGUGGUAUUAGGCAAAAAUAAAAAUGACUGACGUUUUGGGGCAUUUAGUAGUUGAUGGAAAUGAUGUUAUGGAAUUUAAAUUAGUUCAUUCUGCAAAAGACAUAGAAAAUGAUGAAACAAGUUUUGGGCCGGAGAUGUGUCAUCAAGUGUUUGGAGAAAAUGAAAAUAUAUUUGGUUACACAGACUUGCAGAUUAAACUAUAUUACAGUGCAGGUAGUCUACAAACAUAUUUGGGAAUCUCCUAUUCAGACAAGAUUGAUCCAAAAAAAUCAGGUGGAUUAAAAGCUGAUGACAUUGAAGGUGAACUCAAAAAGGUGCUGGCACCAGGUUAUGUUACUAAUUUAGAUCAGUUUAUAUCUAAUUUGGAGAGGGACAGAACAUUCAAACCACAUGGGAAGCUUUUACAUUCAUUUAAUAUUGAGCCAAAUGAUGGUGGUGAAAAACGCACAUUUGAAGUCUAUUACUGUGAGACAUCCACGCCUGGUUUCUUGGACUAUCAUGAGAGGUUACAGACCUUCCUUCUUUGGUAUGUUGAUGCUGCUUCAUUUAUUGAUGUGGAUGACGAUCAGUGGACAUUCUUUACUAUGUUCGAAAAAUGCAAGACAAGUGAAGGAAGCACCACCUAUACAACAGCUGCAUAUGCCACAGUGUUCCGCUACUAUGCCUAUCCAUGUCAUCAGAGGCCACGCAUCUCACAAGUCCUGACUCUGCCGCCUUUUAGAAAGCUCGGUUUAUGUGCAGAGUUGGUUCAGGCCAUUUAUUCUCAUUUUAUUAUUAUGCCCGAGGUUUUGGAUAUCACUGUAGAGGAUCCAUCACAAGACUUUCAAAGGAUCAGAGAUUAUGUAGAUGCUAAAAAUUGUGAAAAUUUACCUGCUUUCCAUCCAGAUAAAUUAUUCCAAGGAUUCUCACCUGAAAUGGCAAAUCAGGCGCGUAGUAAAUACAAAAUAAACAAAAAACAAGCGCGGCGCGUGUACGAGAUUCUGCGUCUGAAGAAUACAAAUACUUCAGAUAAGAAUGCCUACUUGCAGUAUAGGUUAGAUGUUAAGAAUAGGCUGAAUGCACCUUUUCAGAAGAAGAAGUUAGAAAUGAAGAAACUCGAGAAAGUGCUAAAGCCAGAAGAGUACGCAGCUACAGUGAGCACCACAGGUGCGAGCGAGACGCACGGCCGCCUUUCUUCACAGUAUCUCGCUUUAGAGGACGAAUACCGCCGUGUUAUACACCGCAUACAACAUUAUUGAGUCAUUUACAAAUAAAAACUACCAAAUUGGAUUUUGAGAAUAAUCCCUAAAUUGGAAUUGUGAGUGUUUGAAAAUAGUGGGAUAUCGAAAAGAAGAAUCUAGGAAGUGGAGAAGAAUGGUAAAAUCUUAGUGCUGUGAGGCAGAAAGGCAGUUAAGUUGAAUUUUUUGUGUUAUUUUACUUGCAAGAUAAGAUGAUGAAAGAUAAGGUAAGUUAGUCUGUUUGUAACUUACGUAAAAUAAAUGUAUGUGUAAGCAUUGUUUUGUGUCCGGGAUAUUUAACAUUUUUUUAGACAAAUUCGUUUUUAAUAAUUAAUUAAAAAUUAGUCUCUUUGUACUUUUUUGUGAUUGAUAUUUUUUGACUAGAUUUUAAAUUUUAAUAAUGCAACGGUAGAAAUACUGCAAGUGUGUUUAGUUUUGGGCGUGAAGUUUUUUUUUACUGGACACCCAAAUUCUCGUAUUAACUCGCAUUAAUUUUACGUAGCUUUCUCAAUUGUAAGAUUGUCGGUAUCGCGUCGAGAUAAAGAAUGCAAAUCUCAGAUUAUAAAACAAAUGGCAGAUGGAGACUGCACGCGAGCGUCGUCAUUAAAGCAAAUACAAAUUCUAAAGCAAAAACAUUCGUAGAGCUAAGAGACAAAGCUUUACAUCACAAAAAUGGCUUCUGAAAUAUAUAAAUGAAAUAAUUCAGAAAAAAUUAGAGAGAUAAUUUUUCAAUGCCUGCGUGCAUGUUACGCACACAUGCAGAUGCUUUUUGUCACACAGUUGUUGAAAGGCCUAUAAACAAUCGAUAUUUACUUAAUAUGAAGUGUAUCGUGCACAUCACUUUUACUCACACAUCGAAAAUAUUACCAACACAUACAAACUUUUUUCUAUAAUAUGUAUCUUUAUCUUUCAAAAUCAGUGGAUGUGUCACCCGCUACUAUCGAUUCCCCUGAAUACCCUUGCGAUUCUCGUAAACACGCUUGCUUGUGUGCGUGAGCCAUUUCGAACGUUUUGUAUGAAGUUUCCUUACUGUUUCUAUCUGUAUAUUGUGGUUGUAGUUACGCUCGCGGGUCUCAUCUACGUUUCGAUUCAUAAUCUGAGAUGCAAAUAUUGGUUCCAUCUAUGCCCCCUUUCAAAAGGUUCUUUAUGGAUAAAAACUUUUUCAAAGUGGAAGACCUGAUAUUUUUUUUAUUUUCGAUUAUUGUAUUAAAACUUAAUAUAAGAGCAUACUUAAUCUUAAUUUUUUAAUAAUAUUAACUUUGUCUUACUCAUUUUAUUAAUGAAUUUAAUAACAAUAAGUAUUAUUUUUUGUUCUUUGGCUUGAUUUGGAUCAAGUAGUUUUUUCGUUGAUCUGUAUUCAAUGAUUAGAUUAUUGAUUUGUAAAUGAAUGUUGAAAUAACUCCACAAAACAAAAUGAAUAUGAAGUUUCAGCGCUGACUAUCGAAAUUCCCAAUGCCUAAUAUUGAAAUUUUAAAUUUGUGUGAUAUUGAGUGUAUUAUAAUAUGUGAAUUGCGUUAAUAAUGUUGUUGUUGUUAUGAAUGAAGGUUGAAUGUAUGUAAUUACGACUUAAUAAAUAAAUAUUUUUGGUAAAAAA
This is a messenger RNA of Colias croceus (clouded yellow), 3133 nucleotides long. It is a transcript of the gene Hat1, whose product is annotated as histone acetyltransferase type B catalytic subunit. Gene Ontology annotation, biological process: subtelomeric heterochromatin formation. Gene Ontology annotation, molecular function: histone binding; histone H4 acetyltransferase activity. Bases 346 to 1560 code for a protein of 404 amino acids. The record is from RefSeq and is a predicted model, not a curated record. Gene Ontology annotation, cellular component: nucleus. The transcript is spliced from 8 exons. NCBI's taxonomy places the organism in Eukaryota, Metazoa, Arthropoda, Insecta, Lepidoptera, Pieridae.